Cryptomeria japonica (Japanese cedar) is the source of this 11626-nucleotide messenger RNA. RefSeq lists its product as uncharacterized. NCBI's taxonomy places the organism in Eukaryota, Viridiplantae, Streptophyta, Pinopsida, Cupressales, Cupressaceae. The record is from RefSeq and is a predicted model, not a curated record. The transcript is spliced from 2 exons. Bases 2252 to 3307 code for a protein of 351 amino acids.
CCUAGCACCUUCCAUUUGUUGUUGGAGUGCUUUACUAUUGAGCUACUCGCCCCCUUGUGGCCAAUCCAUCUUUGGUUUGGGUGGCUUAUGUUCAACAACCCACCUUAACCCACUUAGUAGAUGCUUGGGGCUCCUCACUUGGCCUAGCUCUAAUACCAUGUUGUGAUUUUGGGCUAGCUAGGACUUGAACCUUGGACCUUCCAUGCUGGAGUGCGCUACCAUUGAGCUACUCACCCCUUUGUGGCUACUCCAUCUUUGGCUUGAGUGUGGCUUAUUUCCAACAAUACAUCUAGGGGCACAUUCUUAAGCAUGCUUAAACCAUGAUCAAACUUGCAUGCAUUUGUCACAUCAAUCCCACAUUUCCAAAAAUAUUCUUAUCAAAUCCACGUAUCCAUUCAUCUCUCCAAGAAAUUCCUCACCUUCACAUAUCUUCAAUUUUUUAUUUUUUUUUAAACUUCCAAUAUAUCUUCAAUUUUUUUUUUGAACUUCCAAUAGAUACCAUUUUAUUCUUCAUCCUUUAUCACUUUUGAAGAUAGUGUUUCCAAGUCAAAUAUCUUCAAUCCUUUCCCUCUUCAAGUGCACUGAUCACAAGGUGCCACUUAGAGCAAUCUCAACCCUUAAUCAAUCAUCCUCACAAUCUAUAAAUAGUCCCUCUCCCAAGUCUAUAAAUGCAAAGUCAUGUUGUUGGUUUAAAAUCUUUGAAGCACAAGUCCAGUAGAGCACAACAAUGGACAUUCUUAUGUGUGCAACAAAGAGUUGUGGAUGAGACAAUACAUGUUUUCUUUCAUCUUUUGUUUCAAUUCCUUUGUUUCAUUAGAGGUGUACAUCAAGUGUAGAUUAGAGUUUAAGUUUGUUGUUUGAAUCUUCAUUUUGUCUUUUACAUCUUCUUUUCCACAACUAAUUUAGAUUUUAAAGCAAGCUAAACGAUGAAAGGAAAUUACUUUUGAUAGAAAAAAAGUGAUAAUAUACAUUGCUAGUUACAAAAGUGGAUUAUUUGGAUGCUAAACAAGGACUUUAUAUGCUAAUAUCAUAGAGAGCAUGUUAUGAUAAGAAAUAGGUACUCUUGACACCUUUACUAAUGUGGUAGUUUGUUGAGUUGCAAUCAUAUCUUUUGAUUCUACGAGAUUUGACUUUAAGAAAAGUUAUGUCUUGGACAAUAGAGUAUCGAGAAGUUUCUAAACUCAAAAGAAGUAUAUAUGUAACUAAAAUUCCUAAGAUAGAGGGAAAAGUUGAUACUACUUGAGAAUCUACCUUAGCAUGAUUGGUAUAUAUUUCAACCUGACAUGUAGCUUAGAAAUUUUGUGUGUAUUUAUCCUAUUAUACUUUGUGCUCGAAACAUACAUGUCAAGAGUUUCUAAUAAAUUAUAAAAACUUUAAUAGUGCAUGAGGAGUGUUUUAUUUGUAGAAAGGAAAUAGGAAGAUAUAGAUUUCAUAGUAUGGCAAGGGGUCGAAUAUUAGACUACACAUAAGAGCUAAAAGGAGGCGUUUGGAAGUCACAAGAAAGUUGGAUCUUGGAGCGAUGAAGCGGACAUUGCCUUCCCCAUCGAGAUAGGUAGAUUGCAUGCUGUUCAGAAACCGGUUAAUGUUGGGAAAGCAUAUAUGUUCCAGGGCAACAGAUAUUCCAGACUGCGGUUAAACUAUGGAAACCCUUAUUCAAGUGGUAACCAGUGCCCUAUUGACCCGCAUAAGUGGAAGGAGAAUGGUUUCAUUUGGAAUAACAUAGGCUGGUUUCGCAAGGCUAAACAUCCCACAUCCGAGGCCCCUCGAAACUGGUAUCCACUGCCUGAACCUAGCAUUUCUGGUGCGACACUCGAGAGAGGCGAUGCUCACACUGACUCUUUUUUGGCUCCCUCGAUUGAUCAUGGUAAUUUUCAAAAGCGGAAUGGGCGCUUCAGGCAAGAUAAUUCAAGGGCGGAUCAAGCUAGGUUUUGGAGAUCCAACUUCCAUCCUAAAAAUCUGAACCCUUGGUCGAACCAAGAAAGACGCCUUGACUUUCGAAGAGUAGCCUCCCUCCCCUAGCGACCCCAUUUUCAUAAACCGGUAAGAAAAACCUCAAGACCCACCAUCUUUUUGGAUGAGAAUACAAUUAAUUCUGCUAGGUCAAAUUUGCUUGAGUCUUGCCUUUUCAUCAAGUGGGGUGGUGGAAAGCGGGUUAAGGACAACUUUGAAUCCUGGUGUAGAGCGCAUUGGGGAAAGGAUAUUAACAUUAAUAUUCUCCUGAAUGAUUUCUAUAUGAUUGAAUUUAUGAGCAAUGAGGAGAAAUGGAAAGCUAAAAAUAAAGGUCCAUAUAUCUUUAGAUGGCAUUGAAGUUCACAUCAUUGAUUGGCAGCCCAAUUUCAACUCCCGAAUGCAUGUAUUGCCGAACAACAAGGUAUGGAUAAGACUGUAUAAUUGCCCCUCGGAUUAUUGGCACAUUGAUGUCAUUAAGGAUAUAUGCAAAGACCUUGGCACCUUUGUAUCGACAAAUGACAUCUUGGAGGAUAAACUAUGGGGAAGCUUCCUCAGAAUUUGUAUUAGCACAGAUCAAAUCUCCAAGAUCCCCGAUGAAGUUAGAAUUAUUGGUGCAGGGAAGUUCUGGAUCCAAAAGAUUGAUAGAGAAGAUCAACUGCGUAUUGGUCCUAAAUGCUUUUCUUUGGAUCAUACCGGUAUUAGUUGUGAUGUUUUGGUUACGAUACAACGAAGUUAUUCCUGUAUGCAAUCUCCUAUUGAGGUUAAACUGCAACCAGAACCUCUUAUUGCCUUUGACACCGGGGAAGCUUUUUGCAACGAUACUCUUGAUAAGGAGAAUGUUCCACUAACAGGGGCAACCCCUUUGAUCAUAGUUCCUCCUUCCUUUGGUCAAAGCGUGAGCCAACAAGACCUUCUCACACUUCUAGAGAAGACCAAAACCCUACAGGCAAACAUUGAAUCCAAGUUAGUGGAUUCACUUCCACCCUCCCCUUUUGUGCCUAGGAAGCAACUGGUAAUUGAAGAUGACAAUUUUCACUCUCAGGGUAUGGAGAUUGGCACUAUGGGGGAGAUGGGAGGGCAGAUCUGCUCCACGAUAGGCAUUGAACUGGAAGAUGGUGAAAUUGAAACCUCCUCCUCGGAGGGGGAGGAAGACUUUGAACCUGACUCAGAUCUUAUAUUGGAGGGUACUUCAAAAGGGUUUGGAAAGUCGGAUUCAACUAUUGACAAACCAAAUUUUAAGCCAAAAGGUGUGUGGGGGCGCAAAUCCAAAAAAGUUAUGCUAGCAGUGGCUGGUGCUGCCAGUGGUCAAACCAAACUUAAUUUAGGGAAGGGAAGUGCCCUUCCCCAGGAGCAAUGAAACUCCUAUCCUGGAAUGUCAGGGGCAUCAAUGCCCCUGAGAAAUGGCGCUUGAUUAAGCGCCAGAUUGAUGACACCAAAGGAGAUAUUUGGCUACUACAGGAAACUUAAUGGAGCAAGGCUGAGAUUGAUGCUAAAAUGAGAGUUUGGAAACAAUGGAAUGGGAUUUUUAGGCAAUCGGAUGGAGCCUCUGGUGGCUUGGGAAUCAUUUGGAACCCCAUGAAUGUUAAGAUCUCACUUGUUGGGAUAGAUAAGCAUUGGCAACAUUGCUCGGUUACUAUUCUUGGACGGAAUGAGAAUUUCAAUCUUUUCAAUGUGUAUGGACCAUCUACUGUUGGUGAUAAAUGGGCUCUCUGGGAUCUCUUAUCCAUCAAACUAAAUAGUAUUAUCGAUGGUAGUUGUGUGGUAGUCGGGGACUUCAAUGCGAUCCUUUCUGGCACUGAGAAAAGUGGGGGUAUUCAGAGGACUGGUACGUCCCAGAAGGACUUUUUGAAUUUUGUCGAGAAAAAUCACCUUUUAGACAUUGUUCCGAAAAAUGGAAUUUUCAAACGGACGAACUGGAGAGUGGGUUUUACUAAUAUUGCUGAACAACUUGACCGGUUCCUUGUUAUUGGUGAGUGGUUAGGGCAAAAUAUAGCCUUAGAAUCGUCGAUUCUCCCGCUUAUCGGAUCAGAUAACUACUCAAUCUGUUUGGAGGUCGCCUUGGGUCAAGGGGGGGUGGGUGGUACCUCGUUCCAGUUUGAGAAAAUGUGGUUCAAAGUGCCUGAAUUAUAUGAUCUUAUAGAUGCUUGGUGGAAUAAACCGGUUUUUGGGAAUCAUUUGAGACUACUCAUUCUCAAUAAAAAGCUCAAGUAUAUUAAGGUCAAGAUCAAAGAAUGGAAUAAGAGCCAUUUCAAGAAUAUUCAUAUGGAGAAAUUAAGAAUUAAGGCUGAACUGGCAGACUUAACCAACUUUGUUAUUACUUCAGGAAUGAUUGAGGAUCUAUUUAUGAAAGAAAAUUCUCUCAAUUCUAAGCUAAAUGAAAUCCUUCGGUGUGAGGAAAUCCACUGGCGUAAAAAAUAAGGGAGUUAUGGCUAAAGGAAGGUGAUAAAACACCAAAUUCUUCCACCGGUCGACCAUUGCCAUUCGAAAUAGAAACAAAAUAUCGAAGAUUAUGAGACCGGAUGGAGUCACUGUCAGGAAUUAUGAGGACAUUGCGCAGGAAGCUGUAAGAUUCUUUGACUCUUUGUUGAAUGGUGACCAUCAGAUUGACCAUGAAGCAAGAGCCAAAAUUCUGAACUCAAUCCCAUCCGUUAUAUCUGUCAAUCAAAAUAUAGCUUUCUCUGUACUCCUAUUUCAAUUGAUGAAGUAAGGAAUACUACCUUCCAGCUGAAACCGGAUAAGACUCCUGGCCCGGAUGGCUUCCCUACUGCUUUCUUCCAUCAUUUCUAGGAUAUCAUUGCUCGAGAUCUACAUCUUGCAGUAGAAGAAUCAAGAAAGAAGAUGACUAUGUUGGGGCUAUCAAUCACACCUUUUUGACUCUAAUCCCGAAGAAGCAAAAUCCACAACAGACGAGUGACUUUAGGCCCAUUGCUCUAUGCAACAUUGUAUAUAAGGUUGUAACAAAGAUCAUAGCUAACAGAUUGAAGCCCCUCCUUAAACACAUCAUAUCAGAUGAACAAAGCGGUUUUGCCCCUGGAAGAUCCAUUGUGGAAGGCAUUAUCGUUGCUCAUGAAACGCUUCACACAGCCAGGAAGACCAAGGACUCUUGUAUGCUUUUAAAAUUGGACAUCCUGAAAGCUUAUGACAUGGUGGACAGGGAUUUCCUAUUUGAUGUUCUUAAUAAAUUUGGCUUCUGCAAGGAAUGGCUCUCUUGAGUCACGAGUUGUCUCUCUUCCCCCAAAUUCUCUAUUCUGGUCAAUGGCUCAUCCCAUGGUUUCUUCUCUUCGACAAGAGGAAUCAGACAAGGUGAUCCAUUAUCACCAUUUUUAUUUAUCAUAAUUGCUGAAGUUUUAGGUCGAUCUAUAAGAGCUCUUCAACAAGAUGAUCAUUGGGUUGGAGUUAAUGUGGCAACAGGGGUUGAAAAAAUGACUCAUCUUCAGUUUGCUGAUGACACCAUUCUGUUUGGUUUGGCCUGCAGGAGGGAAGCUAGAACAAUUAAAACAUGCCUUGAUGAUUACUGUAUGGCUUCCCGACAGAAAAUCAUCUGGCACAAAUUUGAAGUGUUUUUUGUCAACACUUCACUUAACUUGCAAGCUGUAUUGUCAAGGAUUCUUAAUCUCAGAGUCAUAAACUUCCUAGGGAAGUUUCUUGGAACCCCCCUCUUUAUUGGUAGUAAUAGAACUCAUUACUGGAAGCAUCUUAUUGAUAAGUGCAAAUCCAAGCUUGCAACUUGGAAAGGCAAGUGGUUAUCCUCUGUUGGGAAGCUCACUAUGAUAAAGUCAGUUCUUUCAGCGCUACUGGUUUUUUCCAUGGCUUGUCUAAGAUCACCGAUGGCAAUUGAAGAUGAAUUGAUUUCUCUAAUGAGAAAUUUCGUUUGGAAUGGUUCAGAUGACAAAGGUAAAUUUCCUUUGACAGCUUGGAAAAAGAUCUACCAACCAAAAAAGGCAAGAGGUGUUGGCAUUCACCAAAUCUCAAUUAUGAAUUUAGCAAUGGGUGCUAAACUGGUUUGGGAAAUUUGUAGCAGUGGGAAGCAAAAAUGGGCAAGGCUCCUAAAACAUAAAUAUCUGGACUCCCUAGAGCCUAAAAGGAUUCUGACUAUCAACAAUCCUCCCAGAGGCUCGGCUAUCUAGAAUUUUAUUGUGGACAACAGGGAAAUCAUAAGCGAUCAGGUUACCUGGGAUGUCAAGAAUGGCAGGGAUGCCUCCUUUUGGUUUGAUUCUUGGUCUGGUGAAGAUGCCCUAUGUCACAACCCCUCUCCACAACCUAUUAUGGCAGAAACCUGUCACCUUUGGGGGCACAAUAUCUAUGAUUAUGGUUAUCCAAUCCGAGAAAAUGGUAUUGCUAAAUGGAAAUGGAACUCUUUGGAUCAGCUUCUGAAGGACUUGUUUACAAACAUUCUCAACAAAAGGAUUAUUUUCCCUUCCCCUGAUAAGGACAUUAUUAGGUGUUACGGCUCCUCCGAUUGUAAAUACAAAGUAUGUUUUGGUUACAAGCUAAAAGAAGCGGCUAUAGAUAAAAAAGACUAGCCUGUUAAUCUUUUUUGGCAUCAACACCUUCCCAAAGCGGGCUCCUUUGCCUGGUUGGCUUGUCAGAGAAAAAUCUUAACUCAAGGAAGACUCCAUUCAAUGGGUAUCAAUGGACCCAACAUAUGUACUUUAUGUCUAGAAGAGGAAGAGACUGCGGAUCAUCUUCUUCUCCAUUGCAAAUUCUCCAGUCACUGUUGGUGGCAUUUCAUGGGAAAACUGAGAAUCUUUGGCCCCUUCCGCUAGAUAAGUGGUUUUUGUAAUGGCCUAAACCGACAUGUAAGAUUGUUUAUGCUGAUUUGCUUUUUAUCCUCCCAUCACUUCUGAUUUGGGAAAUUUGGAAAGAAAGGGACCACAGAAUCUUCCAGGGUAAAGAAAUGAGCCUAUUGUCUCUUUGUGGGAAAAUUGAGAACCACCUGACUAAGCUCCUGAAUGAGGCUGCCCAAUCCAAAACAUUAAAAAAAAAUUUGUUCACUGACUGGGGUUGUAAUAUUAAGCUGGUUCUUCCAAACCUACUCAUCCCACCAAUCUUCGGACUGGGCAACCCGAUGGAUCAGACCAAUCCAAGAGUGGGGGCAAAAUGAGAUGCGCCAGAGGAUGGGUGGAGCAAGGUAAACUUUGAUGGUGCUUCUGCAAGAAAUCCAAGUCAAAAUGGUAUUGGUUGUAUUAUGAGGGACUCUGAUGGUCUCUGUAUAAAAGAAAUCUCUGAAAAUAUUGGAGUGGCUACUAAUAAUGAAGUGGAAUUCAGAGUGGCCUUAAGAGUUCUUCAGUUAGGGAAGGAGCUAGGGGUGCAGAGAAUUCAUUUGGAGGGAGACUCAUUAAAUGUUAUUAAUGCGAUCCGCUGUAAUAACAUCCCUAGUUGGCGCCUUAACCAGUGGCUUCAACCGAUCCUGGCGCUGCUAGCUACCUUUGAUAAUUUCGGGUUAGCCACAUCUACAGGGAAGGUAAUGGUGAAGCUGAUAGACUUUCUAAAUUGGCUAUAGCCGUUAGUGACCCCACCUGAAUAUCCACUGAUGAUUAUUUUUUGUUGCGCUGGUUGGUGAUGUGGCAUUGGUUCCACUGGUUGACAUGCUAUCCUCACUUUCCAUUGAGGGGGAUGCUCUCCGGUUGGGUCUACUGAUGGUUGCGCGCUCUUCGGUUCUUUUCGCAACUUUCGAUUGUGGAGCAAAUCGGUGCUUUGCUCCCCGGUAGCCGCUUUACCCCCUCUCCACUUUAUGGUUAUGGUUUUCGGUGGAGAGAACGACCGUCUACCCUGUUAACCUGUUGAGGUUUCUUCUUAUCAACGAGAUGUGAUGCAUUGCCGACAUCAUUGAUUAGUGUCGGUUUUUGGCCUCGUGGCAAUUAAAUAUAAGUGUACUUUAUUAAUAUCUAGUUACAACUAGAUCCUCACAAGAUUUGUUAAUGAUUACUUGAUGCUUAAAGUCGGUCGACACCAAGUUGAGGAGCUUUGGCACAGAUGGUUUUUUGGAUACUGGCAGCUCACGCGUGUGGGUAUUUAAUGGGUGUGAAUUGUUUGCAGGGUGUCGUAUUCUUUGGUUUGAUGCCUUGCUAUUUAACAAUGGAAUACCCUUUCUUUCCAUCAAACAAUUGCUUUCCUUUCUCGACGACUCGCUAUGGAGACCCCAAUCCUCCUUGAAGCUACAUGGCUUUCCUGGGCGAAAUCAUGGACAAACGUCUGCAAGAGGUCCUCUUCUCUUGGCAUCCUCUUAUUCUCCACAACCUUAAGAGGAUUCUGGGAAAGGAAUUCCUUAUGGCUUACCACAGGUACAGAGCCAAUGUCGAUAUCCCAGCUUUUCUUGCAAUGAUAAUUUACAUGGGGACUAGUAAGCAGAAAGCAAAACUGUUAACUCAAAUGAUGUUAAAGCAUCGCCUGUUGGGGGAAAUAGAUGUUGUAUUGGACAAUAUUGAUGCCAAUCUUAGAAUUCCGCUCCCCCAAAAUUACUAUAUGUUACUAAGCAACGGAGUGGAGGUGAAGAAGCUUGGGAUUGUUAAUUCCCUGGAUUUUGAGUCUCUCCAAGCAACCUGGCCUGUCAUCUCCAGGAACAUUGAUUUCUUGCUUAAAGCGGCUAUCAUACAAAGUAGUUUCACGUCGGAAUGGAGGGCACAAUUUCUCUGUGAUGAAGAUCUAGCGGGUACUGAUGACUUUGGGAUUUUGGAUAAUGGAGAAUAGGUGGAUGGAAAUGAUUGGGGUUUUGGGUUGGGCAAAGAGUGGUUCCCAAAUGACUAUCGACUCCCUAAGGAGAAGGUGGAAUCGGCAGCUCAUUUGAAUUGUGGCACUGAAUGUCCCAUUGUCCUAGAUGCGGCUAAUGCACUUGUGGAUGAAGCUUCUGAAGACUCUCUUUGACUUCGGUUGUCAUUAGGCCCUCCGGUCUCUGUGUUUUUUGAGAUUGUCUGUUUUUGUCUUAAAACCUCUGCAUCUUUAAGAGGUUGGUAUAUGUUUGUACUCAUCUAGCCUUCAGGGCUGGUCUUUCUUGUCUAGGGACUAGAGCUAAGGUAGGGGGUUUUCUUCCCAAUUCUUUCCCCCUACCGUUCUUAUUGAAUCAAGCCUUGUAUUCUCUUUUUUGUUUAAUACAAGGGUGCUGCCCCUUUGCAGCUAUUUACUUAUUAAAAAAAAAAAAGAUGAUUAUUAGUAAUUUAAAAAUACAGAACAAAUAAGUAAGUGGUAAUUAUUGAAGUAAGUGCUUAGUUAAUUUAGCAAUAUGAUCUAAUAGACGCCCUUUUAGAUAGGGAAAAAAUACUCUUUUCUAAGCAAGAAGGCAUUUUGAAAAAAGAAGAAAUUUUUUGGCAAUAAAAGGUUAGAGAUAGAUGGGUGAAACAAGAGGAUAAUAAUUAUUUUCAUCUCAUAUCUCAAGUUGAUUUGCAAGUUGAAGUAGUAACAAGGUGUUGUAAAAAUUUAGAGGGGUUAUUUCACAAUAGUGUGGCCUAUUUUUUGCCGAAGUAGAACAUUGAGACCAACAUUUUAAACCAAAAUUUCACCUUUGUCAUUUAUAGCAAUUAAACCAUUAAGAAAUUGAAGAUGAUGUGAACUAGUGAUUUUUGAGAUUUCAUGCAUAGAUUAUAAAUGUAUUUAAAAAUAAAUAAAAAAAUAAUUUGUGAAACUUUAAUAUAAGUUUUAAUAACUUACUUUUUGUAGUUAACAUUAUUUUAAAAAAAUUACAUUUAUUCCAUAAUGCAUAAUCUUUUCUAACAAGAAAAGAUAAAAUUAUGAAUUCUUAAAUGUAAAUUGGUAGCACCAAUAUUUAGUACACUAACUUGUUUUUGUAAUUUGUUAUGCAUAUUUUAUCUUUUAUUAGUUUUUCAGUGAAAAAUAAUAUAAUUUAGAUAUAGGCAUCCAUAAUGCAUAACUUUUUUUGUAUACUUCCAAAUUAAUAUUUUUUCAUUGUUGAAACAAGGUCAUCAAUACUUAGUGCAUAAAUAUUUUUUUGAAUUUUAUUAAUCAAAUUAAAUAUAUUUAUAAUUUUACAUUUUGGAAAGUUUACUCCAAGGGCUACGAUCGAACAAAUUAUCUUAUCAUGUUAAUUUCCUUUGUUGGUCCAAGCCAAGGCUUGAAAUAGAAAAAUAUGACUAAGGUGAAGAGGUCUAUCCAAGGAUCUUUGAAGGUACCUUCUCCGUGACCCCAAAAAAUGUUAAAAAUUUGAAUAACAUUCGUUCAAGAUGGUACACCUUCAUUUGAAGGUAAUUAUGCAAUUAAUUUUUUCUCCACAAUCAUAUAAAUUUUCAAUGUCCCACAAGUGAGAUACACUAUUUUAGGAAUACCGAGAGAGAAGCUAUAUUUGUGUAACUAUUUUAAAUGAUUUCUUUAGGUGUGGAAUUUAAUUUUCACAAGGAUUUUUCCAUGUAUAUCUUGUAUUAUGAGUUGCAUCUCUUUUGUAAUCAUUUCUAAUUUCAUCUAAGGAAUUUAUCAUGAUUAAUAAACUUGAAUGCUUUACAUCUCCAACAUAAUUUCAUUGUUUAGUUAUUGUCUUAUUUCUACAUGCUUUCCUUCAAAGUUGAAGGCACGUCCUCAUUUAAUAGGAUUAUAAUUUAGAGUUAUUCUUUUUUCCCAUAGACUAUCAAAGAUAAUUAAUUAUUAUCAAACAAGUUUUCAAAUAUUCUUGCAACCCAUGCUAGUCAACAAGAGUAAUGGAGUGCAUGAUUGAAUAAUUAUAUGACAUGAUACUAGAUGCAUAUUAGAAAUCCUUUGUAAAUUUCAAAUUAUCCUACAAUCUAAAUGAAUAAGGUUUAAAACAAAGGGAAAUUAUUCUAAAAUCAGCCUAAAUAACUGAAUUCAAUAGUUUAAUAGAGCAUUUUUUAGCAUUAAAAUGUCUCCAAUGAAAGGUCAAUUUUACUAAAUUUGUGUCUUUAUUUCAUAUUUGUACACGUAAUUAUUGUCAAAGAAAUAUGGACUAUUCUUGUGUCACAAUCUACCCUUAUUUCAUUGUAUACAAAUUGCACAACCAUCAAAUACAUAUAAAAAAUUCAUAUACAACCUUUCAAUUAUAUGGUAUACUAUAAAGAUCAAUUGACAUAAAAUUACUUUAAUGAUCUAGAUCCCUUGAAAUUUUAUUAUUGUUAACUACAAUUAAGGCAUCAUUUUUGGUGCCCAGCCAUGCAUAGUAUAUAUCGAAAUGAUGUUCAGAAUUACAAUAUAUGUUGCCUAAAAUUGAACAACUUUGAAUGUCAAAAUAUAUGCAUUCCUUCUAGUAAUAUCUCAAAAUUUAUUUAUCUUCAAAUAAAACCUUAUCAAUAAAUGUUAUACAUGAAGGUAAGAAUUUUACUACAUAAGAUGUCACAGCCAUAAAAUAUAAUAAUGUAAUAACGUUUAAAAAUUAUUUAAUAACAUACAAAAGGCUUUUAUUCUUUCGAAAGAAGUGUUUUUUAAAAAUGGUUUUGGAUUUGUAAGGACUCUUUUACUCUAUGUCAAACUACUAUUCCUUUAUAUUUUCUCUUUCAAUUUUAUUUUCCUAUAACACGUAAAGUUAUUGUCAUCUAUCUAAAAUAAUUCUUUAUUAAGCCUCUAUCCAUCUUCCUAUAUUUGAACAAUUGAUAAAAUCUAAUAUCUAAAAUUUACUAAAUAAAUUAUAUUCAUAUUAGUUUCAAUUUUUUUUUCUAACUAAACUAAUUUGAAUGAUUUUGACUAAACUAAUUUGGACAAUGAAUUCUUUCAUGGUUUUAUG